Penicillium bovifimosum is the source of this 291-nucleotide messenger RNA. RefSeq lists its product as uncharacterized. The record is from RefSeq and is a predicted model, not a curated record. The coding region runs from base 1 to 291 and encodes 96 amino acids. NCBI's taxonomy places the organism in Eukaryota, Fungi, Ascomycota, Eurotiomycetes, Eurotiales, Aspergillaceae. The transcript is spliced from 2 exons.
AUGUCCGAUGGCCGGUUGAGCCUCAUCAGGUUCAACCAGUCUCGGCGCAAGCGACUUGGAAGUCCCAAGCAGUUGGUGCGGUGCUCUACCUUCCUACCCACGACCUACUGCAUAAAAACAGCAAAUCCCGGGGAAAUGGAACAACAAUGCUCCCAAGCAAGCAGCGACGAGACCCCCCAUGAAGAUCGUGCGAGCGACGAACUUUGCUAUGUGGACAGUAGUUUAUGCUUACUAUACGAAAUUUGUGUCCGGUCGGGGGAAGUCCUGCGCAACUCCGAGAAUGGGAGAUAA